Molecule: messenger RNA, 11875 nt
Organism: Diceros bicornis minor
Lineage: Eukaryota; Metazoa; Chordata; Mammalia; Perissodactyla; Rhinocerotidae
Gene: ZNF462
Product: zinc finger protein 462
Exons: 10
Coding region: 1988-9001 (2337 amino acids)
Biological process (GO): regulation of gene expression
Cellular component (GO): nucleus
Source: RefSeq, a predicted model, not a curated record
GCUGGGGGGUUUAGAAGCGUCUGGUGGAGGAGGACAACGGUUUCUGGAGAGGAGAAGCCAUUACACACGCUUGGCUCUCCUCUGAGGAAGGGAGAAAAGAAGGAAGGGGCCUGGGGGUCGUCUCACUCCUGGUGCAGUUCCCAGGGGUCUGCCCUCCUUCCAGGCACGAGGGGAAGCCGCAGCCGCCCCCCAUUGGAGCAGCCCCUCUCUUUCCCUUUCUUUAUCUCCCUGUCCUCCAUUUGCAAGCUGUCUGCUUUGGUUCCAGUCCAGACUCCAAAACACAAAGCUCCUUCUCACGUUCAUUCUCCAGGCUUUUCACCAUUCCUGAAGGAACCCUCAUUUUCUUUUCAUUGUAGCUUCUAACCUACAGAGAGGGAGGGAGGCUGCCUGGAGUUCCUUUUAUAUUCCUCCCCUACCAAAAAAAAAAAAAGUUUCAUUUUUAAGCACGCGUCUGGGAUGGGAAAAGACCAACCAGUUGGGGCUUUCUCCCAGGGCUCCCGGGGCUGUGUCUGAGUGUCUGUGUUGGCUGUUUGGUUUGCUUUGGUUUUGUUUCUGGAGAUGGUUUGCAGGUUUUUGGAGGAAGUGACUACCUAGUUUGGUUGAGAGCUGGGAACUGAGUCAGGUAAGCCGUGUCAUGUUGUAACUCCACCAGAAAAUGGAGGAGAGCGGGGUUUCCAGGAGACAAAGCUGAGAUGAGAAGUGUUUAUAAAAUUAUGGAUGUCUCCAUUUUGAAGCUCUGUUGGUGAUGGCUGGAGGAGGCUUGCCUGCCUACUCCUCCCUUUCCAGGGGGAAAUCUUGGUGGUUCCUCACUAUCUAUUCAUUAUGCAAGGAAAUGAGGGGCUUUUAAGGGCUGCUCAGAUUUUUCUCCCAUCAAAGGAGUGCUUUCACAAGUUAUGGAGGCAUUUGUUUCCAUUUUAAAGUAAACUUUUGGAAUUUUUUUUCUCGUUUUGAGUGGACCUGAAGGGCUUUGACCUCCUUCAGGAGAGGCAAAGCAAAACCUUAAAACAUUUUCUACUGAGGUCUUCACACAACUUUAAGCUGCUCCAGGUCUCCUGAAAGUCACCAGGAAAUGUUAUUUCCUCAUUGUGAAGAUGGUGGUGGCCCUAAGCUGAGAUUUUGGAGUUCUGGAGCUUGGUUGUCAUCAUGUUUUGAUGCAUUGCAAGACUUUAUUGUCUGGUUUGGGUUGGUUUCUGCAAAGAAAAAAAAAAAAAAAACCCAACAAAACCCAAUAACAACAAAUCCUGCAAGAUCUCAGAGGAACUCUAAGACUGGCUAACACCAGUUUCUCCAGGCAUUUCUCUACAUUUUUCACCAGUUUCUCUACAUUUCUCUUCAGGUUGUUCUAUUUGUGUAUUAGGCCUUCUGUUGGUUCCUUUGUUUUCCCCUUUCCCUUCCAUUCUGCUAUUUUUUUCUGUGUUCUCAAGUACUGUGAGUCUUCAAAAAUAUCAGGUGUCUUCUUAACAAUGUCACUGUGGAAACAAAUUUUUAAAAUAUUAUGUCAGUUGAGACAACCUUAUGUCCAGGUAUCUUCACCUUUUUAAUUGGGAGGAAUUUAUUAGUCUUAGAGGAGGACAUUUUGUGAGGAUGAUUUGAAGAAAGGACCCAAUCCUAACCCAGUCCACACAUUGAUUGGAGUUCUUCACAGAUUAGUUCUAGAGAAUGUGUGUAAUUGAUCCAGGUAAAGAACUAAGUCCCAAAAUGCUUGAAGAAUUUAUAAAAGCCAACCAUGAAGAUGUUGCUUUUCCACUAGGUAAGGUAGCCAUCUUGAGGAUGAGGGAAGAUGUUGGGAGAAUUGUAGGUGGACUAUUGAGGAUAGGUAAGGAAGGCUCCACGGUGGAAUGAAAACUUGGAGGAGAUUCAGAACCAAUUAAUAUAUUGUAAGAAGGCUGACUGGACCUUGUUUUCAACUAAGGAGAAAUGUAGAAAGGUACCAGCUUCAAGAGAAAUGAACACAUUGGUUCCUAAUGUGAGAGGGUAGACCCAGAUCAUGGAGGUGCUUCAAUGUGAUGGCUGUGAUUUCAGAGCCCCAUCUUAUGAAGAUCUCAAGGCGCACAUUCAGGAUGUCCACACGGCAUUUCUGCAGCCAACUGAUGUUGCUGAAGACAACGCUAACGAGCCGCGAUCGGGGUCCAUGAAUGCCAGUAAUCAGACAGAGGUGGAGUUUUCUUCUAUAAAAGAUGAAUUUGCGAUUGCAGAGGAUUUAUCAGGUCAAAAUGCAACUGCAUUGGGGACUGGCAGUUACUAUGGCCACAGUCCAGGAUAUUACAGUCAGCAUAUUGCCCCUAAUCCCAAACCAACAAGCAAGUUUUUUCAAUGCAAGUUCUGUGUACGCUACUUCAGGUCAAAAAACCUCCUCAUAGAACACACUAGAAAGGUCCACGGAGCUCAAGCUGAAGGGAGUUCGGCAGGACCCCCUGUUCCAGGAUCCUUAAAUUAUAAUAUCAUGAUGCACGAGGGGUUUGGAAAGGUCUUCUCUUGCCAGUUUUGCACAUACAAGUCACCAAGGAGAGCAAGAAUAAUUAAGCAUCAGAAGAUGUAUCACAAGAACAAUUUGAAGGAGACCACUGCUCCCCCGCCUGCCCCUGCUCCGCUGCCCGACCCAGUGGUCCCACCCGUGUCCCUACAGGACCCCUGCAAGGAACUGCCAGCAGAGGUCGUGGAGCGCAGCAUCUUAGAAUCUAUGGUCAAGCCUUUGACCAAGUCUCGAGGCAACUUCUGCUGUGAGUGGUGCAGCUACCAGACCCCUCGCCGAGAACGCUGGUGUGACCACAUGAUGAAGAAACACCGCAGUAUGGUCAAGAUCCUUUCCAGUCUCAGACAGCAACAAGAAGGGACUAAUCUACCUGACGUGCAGAACAAGAGUUCCCCCAGCCCCACUUCCAACUCCACUUAUCUGUCCAUGAAUGCUGCAAGCCGGGAGAUACCCAACGCAAACGUCUCCAACUUCAGGGGCUCCAUCAGUAACUCCAUCAUGAGACCCAAUUCUUCUUCAGCUUCCAAGUUUUCACCCAUGUCUUACCCUCCGAUGAAGCCGAAGUCACCUCACAAUUCUGGCCUUGUUAACUUGGCAGAGAGAUCCCGUUAUGGAAUAGCUGACAUGACCAAUUCUUCUGCCGACCUGGAAACGAACAGCAUGCUGAAUGACUCUAGUUCUGAUGAAGAGUUAAAUGAAAUAGACAGUGAGAAUGGUUUAAAUGCUAUGGAUCACCAGACAGCAGGCAUGUCUGCAGAGCAGCUGAUGGGCUCAGAUGGCAACAAAUUAUUGGAGACCAAGGGGAUUCCGUUUAGAAGAUUCAUGAAUCGGUUCCAGUGCCCCUUUUGUCCUUUCCUCACCAUGCAUCGGCGUAGCAUCUCCCGUCACAUAGAAAACAUCCACUUAUCUGGAAAGACAGCUGUCUACAAAUGUGACGAAUGUCCGUUUACUUGCAAGAGCUCAUUAAAACUCGGGGCUCACAAACAGUGUCACACGGGUAACACGUCAGAUUGGGAUGCUGUGAAUUCCCAGAGUGAAAGCCUUUCUUCCUCACUGAAUGAAGGUGUAGUGUCUUACGAGAGCUCAAGCAUCAACGGUAGGAAGGCAGGUGUCAUGCUGGAUCCCUUGCAGCAGCAACAGCCGCCGCCACCACCACCGCCACCACCACCACCUUCAUCCCAGCCGCAGCCGCCGCAGCUACAGCCACCACAUCAGGUGCCACCCCAGCCCCAGCCACCAGCGACGCAGCAGCCGCAGCCGCCCGUGCAAGCCCCACCCCUGCACCCGUACAAAUGCACCAUGUGUAAUUACUCCACCACGACUCUGAAAGGGCUAAGAGUCCAUCAGCAGCACAAACACUCGUUCUGCGACAACUUGCCAAAAUUCGAGGGGCAGCCCUCAAGCCUAUCAUUGGAAAGUGAGACAGACAGCCACCCCUCUUCCAGCAACACUGUGAAGAAAAGUCAGACCUCAAUUCUUGGGUUGUCCUCCAAGAACAAUUUUGUAGCUAAGGCCUCUAGGAAGCUCGCUAAUGACUUUCCUCUCGAUUUAUCGCCCGUGAAGAAGAGAACUAGGAUAGACGAGAUAGCAAGUAACCUGCAGAGCAAGAUUAACCGAACCAAACAGCAGGAAGAUGCGGUGAUCAAUGUCGAGGAUGACGAGGAGGAAGAGGAAGACAAUGAAGUGGAGAUAGAGGUGGAGCUGGACAGGGAAGAAGAGCCAGCAGAGCCAGUCAUGGAGGUGCCCACUUCCUUUUCAGCCCAACAGAUUUGGGCCAGAGACGCCAGUGAGUCCCAGAAGGAGCCCAACUUCAGAAAUGUCACCCACGAUUACAACGCCACCAAUGGGGCUGAGAUUGAGCUCACCCUUUCUGAAGAUGAAGAGGAUUAUUACGGCUCCUCAACCAACAUGAAAGAUCACCAAGUUUCCAGUACCGCUCUGCUGAACACCCAGACUCCUAUCUACGGAACUGAGCACAAUAAUGAAAAUACAGACUUUAGUGACUCUGGAAGGCUUUACUAUUGCAAACACUGUGACUUUAACAACAAAUCUGCCCGGAGUGUCAGCACCCACUACCAACGAAUGCACCCGUACAUUAAAUUCAGCUUUAGGUACAUCUUGGACCCCAACGAUCACAGUGCGGUGUACAGGUGCCUGGAAUGCUACAUCGAUUACACUAACUUUGAGGAUCUGCAGCAGCAUUAUGGUGAACACCACCCAGAAGCCAUGAAUGUACUCAACUUUGACCAUUCGGACCUGAUCUACCGGUGUCGGUUUUGUUCCUACACGAGCCCGAAUGUUAGAAGCCUGAUGCCCCAUUACCAAAGAAUGCAUCCCACGGUUAAGAUUAACAACGCAAUGAUAUUUUCAAGCUAUGUCGUGGAGCAGCAGGAAGGACUGAGCACAGAAUCCCAGACACUGAGGGAGAUUCUGAAUUCGGCUCCCAAGAACAUGGCGACUUCCACUCCCGUGGCUCGUGGUGGCGGUAUGCCAGCGACGUUUAAUAAAAACACUCCUUCCAAGACCUUUACUCCAGAAUGUGAAAACCAGAAGGACCCCUCGGUUAACACCGUUGUCGUUUACGAUUGUGACGUUUGCUCGUUCGCGAGCCCCAAUAUGCAUUCUGUCCUGGUUCAUUAUCAGAAGAAACACCCGGAAGAAAAGGCUUCCUACUUUAGGAUCCAGAAAACCAUGCGAAUGGUGUCUGUGGACAGGGGCUCUGCCCUUUCUCAAUUAUCAUUUGAGGUGGGUGCUCCAAUGUCUCCCAAAAUGUCCAACAUGGGUUCCCCACCCCCCCCACCACCCCCGCCACCAGACCUCAGUACUGAGCUCUACUACUGCAAGCACUGUUCCUACAGCAAUCGGUCAGUUGUGGGAGUGCUUGUCCACUACCAGAAAAGACACCCAGAAAUAAAGGUUACUGCCAAAUAUAUCAGACAGGCUCCUCCCACAGCUGCAAUGAUGAGAGGGGUCGAGGGGCUCCAAGGCUCCCCCCGGCCACCCGGCCCCAUGCAACAGCUGAACCGAAGCAGCUCUGAGAGAGAUGGCCCUCCUGUGGAGAAUGAGAUGUUUUUUUGCCAGCACUGUGAUUACGGGAACCGGACGGUCAAAGGCGUACUCAUUCAUUAUCAGAAGAAGCACCGGGACUUCAAGGCCAACGCAGACGUGAUCCGGCAGCACACGGCCACCAUCCGAAGCCUCUGUGACCGUAACCAGAAGAAGCCUGCCAGUUGCUUGCUUGUCCCCCCCUCUAAUGUGGAGCGAGACAAGACUAAACUCCGAGCCCUCAAAUGUAGGCAGUGUUCCUAUACCUCCCCCUACUUUUAUGCACUGAGGAAGCAUAUCAAGAAAGACCACCCUGCCCUGAAGGCCACAGUCACGUCCAUCAUGCGAUGGGCGUUUCUAGAUGGCUUGAUAGAAGCUGGCUACCACUGCGAGUGGUGCAUCUAUUCCCACACGGAGCCCAGUGGUUUGCUCCUACAUUACCAAAGGAGGCAUCCAGAACAUUACGUUGACUAUACUUACAUGGCCACCAAACUCUGGGCUGGGCCAGACCCCUCCCCUCCCUCUCUCACCAUGCCAGCUGAAGCCAAAACGUACAGAUGCAGAGACUGUGUUUUUGAAGCCAUCUCCAUCUGGGACAUCACCAAUCACUACCAAGCAUUCCACCCCUGGGCCAUGAAUGGUGAUGAGUCGGUGCUGCUGGAUAUCAUCAAGGAGAAAGAUGCUAUUGAGAAUCCCCUCCCUUUAGCUGAAGAGUUGGUGGGCCCUUUGAAUUGUGAGAACAGUAUGCCCACGCCCCUCCCCGAGCAGGAAGCUGAAUGCCCAGAGGAUGCAAGACUUUCCCCAGAGAAAAGCAUCCAGCUAGCUGCCACCAACCCCGCCAUAUCCUCCACCCCGUACCAGUGCACGGUGUGCCAGUCUGAGUAUAACAACUUGCAUGGCCUUCUUACCCAUUAUGGGAAGAAGCACCCAGGCAUGAAAGUGAAGGCUGCUGACUUUGCCCAGGACAUCGACAUCAACCCAGGUGCCGUCUACAAAUGCAGGCAUUGCCCGUACAUCAACACCCGCAUCCACGGCGUCCUGACCCACUACCAGAAGCGACACCCGUCCAUCAAGGUGACCGCAGAGGACUUUGUGCAUGACGUGGAGCAAUCUGCCGACAUCACCCAGAAUGACGUGGAGGAGACGAGCCGGAUCUUCAAGCAAGGCUACGGCGCCUACCGCUGCAAACUGUGUCCGUACACGCAUGGCACUUUGGAGAAGCUCAAGAUCCACUAUGAGAAGUAUCACAAUCAGCCUGAAUUUGAUGUCUUUUCCCAGUCACCCCCGAAGCUGCCCAUCUCCCUCGAGCCCGAGAUAACCACUGAAGUGAGUCCCUCCCAAGUCUCCAUCACCGAGGAGGAGGUGGGAGAGGAGCCCUUGUCCACUUCUCACUUCUCUACCUCGCACCUGGUCUCCCACACUGUGUUCCGGUGCCAGCUCUGUAAGUACUUCUGCUCCACGAGGAAGGGGAUCGCCAGGCACUACCGCAUCAAGCACAACAACGUCCGAGCCCAGCCGGAGGGCAAGAACAACCUCUUCAAGUGUGCCCUGUGUGCCUACACCAACCCCAUCCGCAAAGGGCUGGCGGCCCACUACCAGAAGCGCCACGACAUCGACGCAUAUUACACCCACUGCCUGGCAGCCUCCAGGACCAUCAGCGACAAACCCAACAAGGUGAUCAUCCCGUCCCCGCCCAAGGACGACUCUCCGCAGCUCAGCGAGGAACUCCGGCGGGCAGUGGAGAAGAAGAAGUGCUCGCUGUGCUCCUUCCAGUCCUUCAGCAAGAAGGGCAUCGUGUCCCAUUACAUGAAGCGCCACCCGGGGGUGUUCCCAAAGAAGCAGCACGCCAGCAAGCUGGGGGGCUACUUCACCGCCGUCUACGCCGACGAGCAUGAGAAGCAGAUGCUGGUGGAGGAGGAGGAGAGAGGCAGCUUUGAGAAAGCCGAGGUGGAGGGAGGCGAAGCUCACGAAAUCGAGUGGCUCCCAUUCCGCUGCAUCAAAUGCUUCAGGCUCUCGUUCAGCACGGCGGAGCUGCUGUGCAUGCAUUAUACCGACCACCACAGUCGGGACCUGAAGAGGGACUUCAUCAUCCUGAGCAACGGCCCCCGCUUGCAGAACUCCGCCUACCAGUGUAAGCACUGUGAUAGCAAACUGCAGAGCACCGCUGAGCUGACCUCACACUUGAACAUUCACAAUGAGGAAUUCCAGAAGCGUGCCAAACGUCAGGAGAGGAGGAAACAGCUUUUGAGCAAGCAGAAAUAUGCAGAUGGUGCUUUUGCAGAUUUCAAACAAGAGAGGCCUUUUGGUCACUUAGAAGAGGUGCCAAAGAUCAAGGAGAGGAAGGUGGUGGGCUACAAGUGUAAGUUCUGUGUGGAAGUGCACCCGACGCUCCGAGCCAUCUGUAAUCACCUCCGGAAACACGUCCAGUACGGCAGUGUCCCGGCCGUGUCAGCCGCCGUGAAGCAGGAGGCUGAAGACCCUUCCCACUUGUUCCUGGAUGGAUUGGAAGCAGCCAAAGAUGCCAGUGGCGCCCUGGUGGACCGGGUGGAUGGUGAACACUGCUUGCUUGAUGGAAUGUUGGAGGAUGAAACCCGGCCGGGGGGAUACCAUUGUAGUCAAUGUGACAGAGUCCUGAUGUCCAUGCAGGGGCUGCGUUCUCAUGAGAGGAGCCAUCUGGCCCUGGCCAUGUUUACCCGCGAGGACAAGUACAGCUGCCAGUAUUGCUCCUUUGUUUCUGCUUUCAGGCACAAUUUGGAUCGCCAUAUGCAGACCCACCACGGACACCAUAAACCAUUCCGAUGCAAACUCUGCUCCUUCAAGUCCUCCUAUAACAGCCGGCUCAAAACACAUAUACUCAAAGCUCAUGCUGGUGAACAUGCCUACAAGUGUUCUUGGUGCUCAUUUUCCACCAUGACAAUCAGCCAGUUGAAGGAACACUCCCUCAAGGUCCACGGAAAAGCCCUGACCCUCCCCAGGCCACGAAUUGUCAGUCUCCUCUCCUCACACGCCCACCACUCCUCCCAGAAAGCUACCCCGGCCGAAGAAGUGGAAGACUCCAAUGACUCUUCCUACUCGGAGCCUCCAGAUGUCCAGCAGCAGUUGAACCACUAUCAGUCCGCUGCCCUGGCAAGGAACAACAGCCGUGUGAGCCCUGUGCCUCUUUCUGGGGCUGCCGGGAGCGCCGAGCAGAAAACCGAAGCUGUUCUUCACUGCGAAUUCUGUGAAUUCUCCUCUGGCUACAUCCAGAGCAUCAGGCGCCAUUACAGGGACAAGCAUGGUGGGAAGAAGCUCUUCAAGUGUAAAGACUGCUCCUUUUACACAGGCUUUAAAUCUGCGUUCACGAUGCACGUGGAAGCGGGGCAUUCAGCGGUUCCCGAGGAGGGCCCCAAGGACCUCCGCUGCCCUCUCUGCCUCUACCACACCAAAUACAAACGCAACAUGAUUGACCACAUCGUGCUGCACCGAGGCAGGAAAUCACAGUGACAGCCCCAGGGACGGUCAACAGGAUAAAAACACCCUCCUGCUCAGAGGACCUCCUCCACCUGGAGGGAGGCAAAGGUGGUGGAUUCUGCGGCCAGCGCCUCUUCAGGGCUUCCCAGCGUGAGGGGGUUUUCUAUUCCGAAUCCUCUGCUCUCACAUCUGGCUAAGGAAGGAGUGAAUGAGAAGCAGAAGGGGUGGGUAAAGCCUCAUUGUAAAAGGUGAAGAGCUAUAUGGUUGUAAGCUGUUCUUUGGAGGAAGACCAACAUGAUAAUUUCCAACGCAGGAUGUAGAAUUUCCCUUGAAAUGUAUGGAGAGAAAAUUCUUAAAAAUAAAACUGGCCUGAUAGAUAUUAGAAAACCCUGGAUUUACAUUCUGUUUUUAAGGCCUCCUGUGUCUUACCUCUCAUCUGUAAAACAGAAAUGAUGAUUAUGCCUAUGAAAUAACAUGUAAAGUGUCUAGUGUGUUCCAUAAUGGAUAAAUGCUGGGUGUUCCAUAAAUGUUGGUUCCUGUUGAUAAACAGGGACACUGUUUUUAAGUCCUCUUGGGUUUUUCUUUGAGUUGAGUUUACUGUUAGCCAAUUAAAACACUGUUAAACAACAGGCUUUCUCUUCAAGGGAAGGAGAAUUAUGUUUAUGUAAAAACGACUUUGCCCUCAAAAGAUUCAAGCUGAAGGUGGAUGGAAAAAGAUUACUAGACUACCCACUGCCACUGUCUCCUGCUGUUUCCAUCGACUGAUCUUUCCAUCUCUCCUUCAUUCCGCCCCUCCCUCCUUUUCUUCUUCUUCUUCCUGUCUUCUUUCCUUCGCCUGUAACCUUGGAAAGCUUUUCGAUAUUUGCCACAUGUGCCUCAAAAGCAAUGAGUGUCUUCUGCUGUCCUGCUGAGAUGUCACUCACUCUGAAAUGCUGGAUAUUUUGGGGGCAUUUUUAAAGUUUCCAACAUUUCCCCAGAGCCACUGCCUUUGGCUAAUGCAUUUUGAGACAUUUCCCCCAUAUCUGCUGCACGUUCCAUAGAAGGCUCAACAUGUCUCAGUCUCAGAUCUCCCUCCUCCCCGUGGCACUCUAAUGAGACAUGACACUGUUGCUGGCUAGGACAUCCACCUGCAAGCUGGGAGAAGCAGCGUAGCAACAUUUAGGCAGGAAUUCUUGGCCCGAGUGGUCCCACCUGGUGUUCCGCCUCAGUCACCUGGCUUCUGGUCCCCCGGCCCAUGUGUCGCGGUGGCUCUGUGCCCCCUCACGGCUUGGGGAGAGGCCACGAGUCGUGUUGCUGCCGAGCAAACAGAACUGGUGAGACCUCACUUCUGCGGUCGACUCCCCCUCUCUUCCCAUAUUGCUGCUUGGCGGGAUUGGAGCUUUGAUGCCUAAUGAGCUCAAUGACUUUUCUUCCCUGAGCUGAGAAUUCAAGAAAGGGGGAGGCAAAGAGAGAUGCCCUCGGAGCGCUACCGUUGACGAAGUGCUCCUUACACACAAAGUCACUCAUCUUCCAGCAGCACUGUGGGGGAUAAUACCAUGACUUAUAGUCCUGUUUUACGUAUGUGAAACUUGAAGCUGAGAAAAACUACUUUUUCUUUAAUUUAGUAUAAUUAUUUGUGGUCAUUUCACAGAGGAUUUAAGGUAUCUUAAAGAGACUUGUGCAGAACUAUAGGAUUGAAAAUAAAUGAGGAAAUAGGGGCAAAUGCGAAAAUAAGGAGAAGCCAGUUGAAUGUCCACCCGAAAGUAUGGAAGAGCUCACCGAGGGUCUGGCUGCUCAGUGUGCACCGUGAGGUGCCGAGCAUUUCGUGAGCAGUGGGCUGCAGGCGUGGCUCUGAGAUGCCUGCUGACCAUGGCAGAGAAGAAAACAGAAUCAGUUGGAUUUAGAGUGUUUGUGAGACUUGAGAUUUUGUUCAGGAAAUUUUCAGGAAUCCUAAACACAAAAACCUAAAAGGAAUUUCUCCAGUGAGUUCUCCUGAAGGGGACUGUGUAGGAUAGAGUGCAUAUUGUCCCUGCCAUAAAUACAGUGGUAAGUCCCACAGGGCCCAUGGGAGCUGAAGUGGUUUAACCAAAGGCACCCAACUGUGAGCAGUGAAGCUACGGGUCAACCCCCAGUCCUCUGAUCCCAACCCAUCCAUCGUGUUGCCUGUCACUGGUUACUUACAAUCUCUUCUGUUUAUUGAUAGAAAUCAUUUAUAUUAAAAGAAGCUUCUGGGUAUGUAAAUAUUGUCCUUAUAGGGGUCCAAAAGUGCACAAUCUAGAAUGAACAUGAGCAUUCAGGAUUGGUAGUAAUAACGACAGCAUUCACAACAACAAUAGUUACUAUUGCUGAGUGCUUAUUUGGUGGCAGGUGCUGUACUAAGUGUUUCCAAUAUGUCAUUCUAUGGAAUUCUCACAGAACCCUAAGUGGGGGAUAUUACCAUUAUCCUUGAUAACAAGGAGAAAAACAGGUUCGGAAAGACUGAGCAUCUUAUCUAAGGUCAAAUGACUAAUAAGUUACUCAGCUGGGAUCUGACCCACCCUCCAUGCCUUUAACCAUCAGGCAUCACUGUCUCACCCAUAGGAAUGUGGUUGGUGUCACCCUGUUGAGCAUUCCAGUGGCUGUGGCAGCUGGGUCUGAGGAUAGAAUUAUCUGUGGGGCUGGAGGUCAGAGACGAGGACCACCAAGCCACAGAUGGCAGGGUGCUUCAGGACAGCCAUGUCUGCCGUCUGUGUCCUGACCUGGUUUGGUGUCCAUCUCAACUCAAAAUGGCAGCUCAGUGGGAAGCUGGUCUUGACAAGUCAAGAGACAAGGUUGGGUGUCUGCCUUGCAAUUUCGAGUUGAGGCUGAUCUCAAAGUAACAAGAGGUGGCUCUUUCUGCACCUGUGCUCUCCUUGCUCUGUGGAUGAAUAAACAUCUUUGGUCUCUAGA